Molecule: messenger RNA, 4139 nt
Organism: Dipodomys spectabilis (banner-tailed kangaroo rat)
Lineage: Eukaryota; Metazoa; Chordata; Mammalia; Rodentia; Heteromyidae
Gene: Gab1
Product: GRB2 associated binding protein 1
Exons: 12
Coding region: 42-2297 (751 amino acids)
Source: RefSeq, a predicted model, not a curated record
CCACCCCGGCCGCCCGGGCCGGAGCCCGACCGGCGCACGCCAUGAGCGGCGGCGAGGUGGUCUGCUCGGGAUGGCUCCGCAAGUCGCCCCCGGAGAAAAAGUUGAAGCGUUAUGCCUGGAAGAGGAGAUGGUUUGUACUCCGCAGCGGCCGUUUGACUGGAGACCCAGAUGUCCUGGAGUACUACAAAAAUGAUCACGCCAAGAAGCCCAUCCGGAUCAUUGAUUUGAACUUGUGCCAACAAGUGGAUGCUGGGUUGACAUUUAACAAGAAGGAGUUUGAAAACAGCUACAUCUUUGACAUUAACACCAUCGACCGGAUCUUCUAUUUGGUGGCCGACAGCGAGGAGGAGAUGAAUAAGUGGGUGCGCUGCAUCUGUGACAUCUGUGGGUUCAAUCCCACAGAAGAAGAUCCUGUGAAGCCGCUGGGCAGCUCUGCUCAGGCGCCUGCUGAUUCACCUUUCGCUAUAAACACAGCACCGCCUUCCGCCCAGGUGGAUCUGUCCUCUGCUGCUCUACCUCCCUCCUACCAGCUGAUCAGCCUCCCGCCACACCCCGAGACCCUUGGCACCCAGGAUGAUCCUCAAGACUACCUCUUGCUGAUCAACUGUCAAAGCAAGAAGCCUGAGCCCAUCAGCCAAGGGUCAUCUUUUGUUUCUGAAGAAGGAGAGGAAUACUUCCUGCUAGAAGAUUUUGAAAGCAAAACGAAUCCAUUGCAAGCCCACGCUGAUUCGGCAAAAACCACUUCCUCUGAAACGGACUGCAACGACAAUGUCCCCGCUCCCAAAAGCACCGCCUCCUCCCACGGCAAACACGGCAUGAACGGCUUCUUCCAGCAGCAGCUGACGUAUGACUCCCCGCCCGCGCGGGCCACGUCCCUCUCUGCCGACUCCAGCCUCUAUAACCUGCCCCGGAGUUACUCCCACGAUGUGUUGCCAAAGGAAUCUCCAUCGAGUACCGAAGCAGACGGAGAACUCUAUGUUUUCAAUACCCCAUCUGGGACGUCCAGCUUAGAGACGCAGCUGAGACACGUGUCUAUCAGUUAUGACAUUCCUCCAACACCUGGUAAUACGUACCAGAUUCCACGGACCUUUCCCGAUGGCACCCUGGGACAGACGUCCAAGCUAGAUGGUAUUCCAGACAUCCCUCCACCUCGGCCGCCCAAGCCACACCCGAGUCUUGACCGCUCUCCCGUGGACACCUGUAGCAUCCAGCGCGCGGCCUCAGACACUGACAGCAGUUACUGCAUCCCCACUGCAGGAAUGCCGCCGUCACGCAGUAACACCGUCUCCACCGUGGAUUUGAACAAGUUGCGCAAAGAUGCUAGUUCUCAAGACUGCUAUGAUAUUCCACGAACAUUUCCAAGUGACAGGUCUAGUUCACUUGAAGGCUUCCAUAACCACUUCAAAAUCAAAAAUGUGUUGGCCGUGGGAAGCAUGUCAAGUGAGGAACUGGACGAAAACUACGUCCCGAUGAACCCCAACUCACCACCAAGACAACAUUCCAGUAGCUUUACCGAGUCAAUUCAGGAAGCGAAUUAUGUGCCAAUGACUCCGGGAACAUUUGAUUUCUCUUCCUUUGGAAUGCAAGUCCCUCCUCCUGCACAUAUGGGCUUCAGGUCCAGCCCUAAGACCCCUCCCAGAAGGCCAGUCCCUGUGGCCGACUGUGAGCCGCCCCCGGUGGACAGGAACCUCAAGCCGGACCGAAAAGGUCAAAGUCCUAAAAUUUUAAGACCUAAACCCCAUGGUUUAGAGCGAACUGAUUCACAAACCAUAGGUGACUUUGCUACAAGAAGAAAGGCCAAGCCAGCACCUUUAGAAAUAAAACCUUUGCCAGAAUGGGAAGAGCUGCAGGCUCCAGUUAGAUCUCCAAUCACCAGGAGUUUUGCUCGAGAUUCUUCCAGGUUCCCCAUGUCGCCGCGGCCAGAUUCUGUGCACAGCACCACGUCCAGCAGUGACUCCCACGACAGCGAGGAGAGCUACGUCCCCAUGAACCCAGCCCUGGCCGGUGAAGACCCGAGUCUUUUUGGCAGUCACAGCCUGGACGGAGGAAGCAGUCCUAUGGUCAAACCCAAAGGGGACAAGCAAGUGGAAUACCUAGAUCUAGAUUUGGAUUCCGGGAAAUCUACACCCCCACGGAAGCAAAAGAGCAGCGGCUCGGGCAGCAGUGUAGCAGACGAGAGAGUGGACUAUGUGGUGGUGGACCAGCAGAAGACCCUGGCUCUGAAGAGCACACGGGAAGCCUGGACAGAUGGGAGACAGUCCACGGAGUCGGAAACACCAACCAAAAGUGUGAAAUGAAAACCUCCCGUCGCCCUGUCUGAGCAGAUGCGAAGUGCAUUGUAAAGAUGAAUGCCAUUUGGGGAGAUGGUGGUCUAGACACUUAAACUCCAGGCGGAUUGAUCCUCAGGCAAGCAAAGCUGAAGGCCGAGGACCUUUCACAAAAUUGAGCAGUUCAUUCAGACUGUACAUGGUGCCACGUCAACAAUCUGCAAGCUGUAAAUAAUGUGGUUAAGUGGUAACAUUUAACUCCCAGAGAAACUUGUCUCCCAUGGCUAACCGCACUUGUAGUAUUACUGUAUUUAUGCACUUUUCUAUUGAAAACAUUGGCUUAGGUGUUCCCAGUGUACCUUCACAGAGUUCUCGGAUUUCUUCACACUACUCUACGUAACAAUACUAAAUGAACUAAGCUAGUUUUUGUGUUCUUUGUUUUUUUUUUUUUUUUUUAAGAUUUGGAAGUGGCUGCCAAAGCUAUAUUCUUAACACCAUUAUUAGAAUGAGGAGCAGAUUGACAAGUUAGCUUUUGUACGUGAAAUUUCAGGUGGUAACUCUCAGCUUGAAGUACAACUGUAGUAUGGUUGGACUUAAUCUUUCAUUCCCUUCCACAAAUUCUGAAGAUAAUGUAUAUUACUGGUCAGGGCCUAGUUCUCUGGUUCAUGUACAUUUAGUUUUUACUGGUGGAACUUUUGUUAUUUUUUGUAAUUACAGUGCUUUGGUUCAUUGAGUGAAGAUUCUGCUGGGUAGGAUCUUGUACUUUUGACAGACUAAAUAGAAUUACACUCUCAAGCCUGCAAGUGAUUGAUAGAAUGCAGUGAUGUUGUGCUUUUACACUUGUUAACAUGUAUUAAAUGUUAUAUGCAAAAGGUAGAUUCUAUAACUAAUCAGGUACGUACUGGGCACUAGUGUGCGAAUAUACUGACCAGGUUAUACAAUGAUGUUUAGUUGAGUUCUUGUGAGUGCUAACAAUUAAGUUUCCAGUUUGGGAUUUGAUGAAUCAGUUGACAUUCACUCUUAGUUCCAGCCACAUACUGUGAUUUUUUUUCAUUAAAUCGUCAUUCAGAUUCUUCCUCUAAGAAUGAAACUCUAUCUUAUGAUCUUAUGACACCAUAGUGCCCUUUCUAUGAUUAAAAAAUAUAUAUAUCCUUCUUGGCCUUAUAUUUAAAUCCCUAUGCAAUUAAUGUUUUAUAUCUGCAUUUUUUUAAAAAAAGAUAGAUGGUAUAUAAGCAAUUCUCCUAUGUAGCACCUAUUGCUUUUCCAGUCAGAAAAUUAGGAAUUUUGUACUGUGAUUGAUAUUCACUGUCCCAAUUCACAACAUACUGGAGCCUUGCUAUAAUGUGAACUCUUACAGUCCUGGACCCCUUCUAGCCAGAUUUCUGAGACGAUCCAGAGGAGUGGUAUCGCUCUAUCUCCCCUGGAACACCAUCCUGUGGUCUGGACAUCUGGACCAGCGGUUACAGGGAGCCACCGUGACAUUCCUCUGUUCUGGCUUUGCAACAUAACUUAGAAUGCAGGGAUAGUCACUUGGGUUUUGUUUGUUUGUUAACCUAAGUUACAAGCUAUUGAUUUGAGACUUCCUGAUAGCUUUUAGAGGAGAGGUAGAGACUGCAUGCCUAUCAUCAAGGUAUGACCACCUCCACCAGACCUCUAAUUGUUGCCUGACCCCAUUUCAGGCCCAUUGGCCAUGGUGUUGUGCCUAAUACAGUGUACUGGGGUUGUUUCCCUAUUCCAUAAACAAAGUGUUCAUAACAAGACAAUUGUAGACUAGUAACAUUUGAUGCUUUUAAAUGUUUGCUUCUUUUUAAACUAAAACCCAGAACUGAAUUUUGAGGUGAGUUUUUAAAUAAAAAACAAAACAAAACAAAA